GCAUAUGUUGAGAUACACCAAGUGACAAGACUGGUCUAUGACAAUAACCAAUAGUGUCCAAUGUCUUUGAAAUACGGUUGAACAAUUAUGUUGCGUAAUUUAAAAAGAUUAUAGUCCUCAAUUUAAAAUGAUGAAAUAUUGUAUACAAAUGUGCCAGUUAAAUCUGGACUAUUCAUUUUCACGUUUGUUGUUGUUCUUUGUCAUGGUCAUCAAUAUGGUCACGCACACACCGGCUGUUGGCGAGUUCACUGAGGCAGAAAACACAUGUUAAACCAAGCCGAUGAGAGCAAAUCGAUUUAAAACAUAAAAUAAUUAUCCAGCAACGAGAGACAGAACGGCAACCAAAACCAUCACGAUGUUACAGUGUUACUCUCGGUUGGUCAAAUAAAACUGUUGUGUGUUUUGUUUUAUCGAAGCGUUUCGCCUGCUAGAAAUAUUACGCUGUAUUGACGCCUGUUGUAAGAGAAUCGAUCAUGAUCCGCACACACUUGGAACGCCUUGCACAAUAUUCAGUAAAGAAGGUGAUUCCGCAAUGACCAGGAUGACUUGCCAAACCUACAACUGUCUAAGUUGGUGUACAGUAUUAAGAAAUUUGUGUCUCGUUUUUGUGAUAAGCUCUACAGUCACAUGUUUGUUUUCUUAUUCUGGAAUGGGAAACGAUAAUCUUGGCAUCAGAGUGAACCACAUCAAUCGAAGCAGGCCCGAUGACAAUCAAGUUCAUCGCCCCUUUUUCUGGCCACGAAACCAAACUACCGUCAAAGGAAAGGAUAACUUUCUUCAAGAUCUUCCUACUCUAAUGCAAGAAAUAGACCCCAAUCGAGCCUAUCGAGACGCACUCAUGAAAGGAAUACAAACGAGAGAGGGCCUACGUACAACUGACUGGAACACAGACGAAACCCAGUACAGCUGUGACACACAGUUUCUAAAAUACUUGGGUUGUCCAACAUCAGUUCGCAAGAUGCUGGCUACGGGGUCCUACUUCCAGCACAGAUACAUGCCCGAGGUGCCAAUCUUAAUGUGGGACAAGCAUUACAACGCUAAAGAGUACGCACGACUCUCAAAAUAUCAAGGCAUUUACGGCUGGAAUAAGUCUACAGAGUCCGAAAUUGCCUCUGCGCUCCACGCGUUGAACACAUCCAGCAACGAGUGGCUGUUCGACGAAGCAUCGGCCGGUCCGAACGAUGGAUGUCGCCGCUGUGCGGUCAUCGGGAACGGUGGUAUACUCAACGGGUCAAAGAAGGGGUCGGAGAUUGAUGCGCACGAGUACGUUUUCAGAGUGAAUGUAGCAGUGACAGAGGGGCAUGAGGAGGAUGUUGGAACCAAGACUUCGUUUUACUGUGCUGCGUUCCGUUCCUUGUCCAACUCCCUCAUGAGUGGGAGGCCGUUUGGAUUCAAGGCACCACCCUAUCAAAAGGGUAUCCGAUAUGUGUUCUUUCCGAAAACCAAGUGGGCCUACUUGUAUCUGAACGCCGUACUCAGUGGUCAAGAAGCUCCCAACAAUCCAGUAGAUGGAAGAAGCCCCCCGAAUUUUCCCAAAGCACUGACGGUAGAAGAUGUUAAACUUGUUCAUCCAGACUUCGAAAGAUACCUGAAAUUCAAAUGGGUUAACUCUUCUAGAAAAUACCACGAGGUUCACAGACCGUCUACAGGAGCAAUCAUGUUACUCCUAGCGUUACAUACGUGCGAUGAGGUAAACGUUUACGGAUUCGCAGGGAGUUAUGAAAAAUACUCUGAAUAUUACUACGACACGAAGUUUAGAAAACACGUGCAGUACGCCAACCACGACAGCAACGCCGAAAAGGAACUAUGGAUAACACUCCAUAAUAUGGGAGUAAUCAAUCUGUACACAAGACAGUAAAUAUUCAAAUUGCAUAUAGUGGUAAGAAGUGGGUAUUGUUGUCGGUGUUUGUGUUUAUGUUUAUCCUUUUGGUCUUACAAGAAAACCAUUGUAGUGAUAGUUUCCCUUAUUUGUAUUUGUAUUUGUAUUUGCACACAUUUAUU
Molecule: messenger RNA, 2001 nt
Organism: Asterias rubens (European starfish)
Lineage: Eukaryota; Metazoa; Echinodermata; Asteroidea; Forcipulatida; Asteriidae
Product: alpha-N-acetylgalactosaminide alpha-2,6-sialyltransferase 2-like
Exons: 10
Coding region: 533-1858 (441 amino acids)
Molecular function (GO): sialyltransferase activity
Source: RefSeq, a predicted model, not a curated record